UUCGCUCCUUUGCUAGCGAUGGAAAUGCUCGUUUUUGCUGAGCACAUUCACCGCUGUGAAAACAGCGCCACGUCUGUAGAAAUUAAAAGUCACCCUAAGAUAGAGGGGCUGGGCUAAGGGAUUUCCCCCUCCCUGCCUACCAUUUCCCUCAGCCGGACGGUUUCCUGUGGGGGAGGGGAAGCAGCCGCUGUAUUGAUCCUUCUUGGAGGCUUCUAAAGGGGCUUCUCUGGUGUCCCUUGCUGAGAGCUCUGAGAAAGGGGCAGGAGAAACAGCCGCCAGGAUGUUUUCUUUUAAUAUGUUUGAUCAUCCAAUCCCCCGGGUUUUCCAGAACCGCUUCUCAACCCAGUAUCGUUGCUUCUCAGUGUCCAUGCUUGCAGGACCUAAUGACAGGUCAGAUGUGGAGAAAGGCGGGAAGAUAAUUAUGCCACCAUCUGCCUUGGAUCAACUCAGUCGACUUAACAUUACGUACCCUAUGUUAUUUAAGCUGACUAAUAAAAAUUCAGAUCGAAUGACACAUUGUGGUGUGCUAGAAUUUGUGGCUGAUGAAGGCAUUUGUUACCUUCCACACUGGAUGAUGCAGAACUUGCUUCUGGAGGAAGGAGGCCUGGUGCAAGUAGAGAGUGUUAACCUUCAAGUGGCUACUUACUCAAAAUUCCAACCACAAAGUCCAGAUUUCCUUGACAUCACCAAUCCCAAAGCUGUAUUAGAAAAUGCUUUGAGAAACUUUGCUUGUCUAACCACUGGGGAUGUUAUUGCCAUCAACUACAAUGAGAAGAUCUAUGAGCUUCGGGUAAUGGAGACCAAGCCUGAUAAAGCUGUGUCCAUCAUAGAGUGUGAUAUGAAUGUGGAUUUUGAUGCACCUUUGGGAUACAAAGAACCAGAAAGACACACACAACAUGAGGAGAGCACAGAUGUUGAAGCAGACCACAGUGGCUAUGUGAGUGACCUAGGAUUUCGUGCAUUCUCUGGCUCUGGGAACAGGCUAGAUGGCAAGAAGAAAGGUGUUGAGCCUAGUCCCUCGCCAAUUAAACCAGGAGACAUUCGAAGAGGAAUACCGAAUUAUGACUUCAGAAUCGGUAGGAUCACAUUCAUCAGAAAUUCACGACCACUAGUCAAGAAAGUUGAAGAGGAUGACUCUGGCAGCCGGUUCAUUGCAUUUUCAGGAGAAGGCCAGUCCUUGCGCAAGAAGGGAAGAAAACCAUAAGUUAUGGAACCUUUGGCCAAUUGGGGAGAAUAAAAUAACAUUGCAGCGCAUUGGACUUUAGUUAUUGGGUUUUAGAGGAGGGAGGCUAUUGGUCAUAUGUAACACAGGGACCCUUUGGCUUUGAUUUUACUUUAAAGUCAAGUUAGCAAUUUAGGAAUUCUUACUUUUCAAUUGAAAACUAAGCUCUAGGAGCUUGUAGUGGUUAUUUUGUAUGCUGGAAAGAGGGGAAUUUGUUAGAGAAACCUAAGCAACAAAACCACCAAGCUGUACCUUAUUCAAAGGGUCAAUGUGUUUCUGCUGGCUCAAUUCUGAAGACUACAUUCAACUUUCAUUGAUAUCCCCUAUGAGGAUGGUAUCAUGUUGCUCUGAGCUUGUUAAUUUUCCUUGUACAUUUGUUUACCACACUUUCAAACAACCUUUCCAAAGCCAUGUUCUCCAUAAACCAAGGCACAUGUUUAGGUGGCAUAAGACCUCCAUGGGAGGACUUUGAUCUGAUCUUGUUUUCUUAGAUGUUAAGUUAGAAACAAACCUAAAGAAGUUGCAAGCUCUGACAGAGAACCAAAUACUUGCCUUGUCAGUUGUAAUUAAAUACAUGGCUUCAUACCCUUCUAAUUGUUAAGACACAACAGGUCAGCUUAAUACCCAGCAAUUACAAGUGAAUCAGCAGCAUGGGUAUGGAUGGUAAGGACAUGGCUUCUUGUGAGUUGUGCUGGAUAACUGAGUACAAACAUCCAGCUCCCUCUUCUUUUAGAACAGUGGUGUGUUUCCCACAUCCGACACACAGGCUCUUUAAUCUUUCUUUCCUCUUCCUGACAUAAUCUAUUGUGUUCAGCCUCCUACAAAUGGUGAAACUCUUCUUUACUCAGCUAUGCCUCUUCCUCAAGCCUUCCUUAAGGUAAGGCCCGGGGGCUGUCCAUGUUUGAUUAGUCUCAAAUAAAGCAACAGACAUUUUAAAAAAUGCUACAUCAGAAAAAUCCACCGCAUCCUGCCCUUCUCUAAAGCCAAAACACUAUUUCCCUACAAUGUGACCUGCACCAAGAGAAGGUUGAUAGAUAAACAUGCAUUUUGAAAGAAACUCUUUUUAGAUAAAAACCAUUCCACAUCUGCUGGCCUGUGGAAGUUGGGCUACUAUCUUUAUCACUCCAGAGAUGAGUCAUAACAAGAAUGGUGCGAUCAUCUGCCAGAACUGACAACCUAGAAAUAUAUGAGACAACAGUGACUGAUUGUUCAUAGCUGCCUACAACCACCUCCUUAAUCACAUAUUAGAAAUUGGAUCUAUCUGUUAUGUCAAAAGCAAAACAACAUGUAUCUCCUCGCAGUGACUCUCGUUUGCUGAGUAAGAGGAUUGGUACCAAUAGCAAUGGAGCUGAUUUACACCGUUCAGGUCUGAAGGGACCUGGAGUGCAGCGAUAGCUGGAGUUGAGGAGUUUGCUUUGGGCUCAUCUCUGUUAGCUGUGCCUGUUGCAUUUAUAGGACUUAAAUCUUCUUAGUAAAGCAGUUUUACCCUUAUCAAAGGAGACCACAUAAUCAAAGGUUUGCAACUUGUAUGUGGUUCAUGAAAAACUUAAUUUUAAUUAUAGGUUUUGCUAACAAAUAAUGUAUAAUUAAGCGUAUAUAAUAAACAUUAUAACAAGUUA
Molecule: messenger RNA, 2841 nt
Organism: Gopherus flavomarginatus (Mexican gopher tortoise)
Lineage: Eukaryota; Metazoa; Chordata; Testudines; Testudinidae
Gene: UFD1
Product: ubiquitin recognition factor in ER associated degradation 1
Exons: 12
Coding region: 281-1204 (307 amino acids)
Cellular component (GO): VCP-NPL4-UFD1 AAA ATPase complex
Molecular function (GO): polyubiquitin modification-dependent protein binding
Source: RefSeq, a predicted model, not a curated record